Molecule: messenger RNA, 3913 nt
Organism: Rosa rugosa (rugosa rose)
Lineage: Eukaryota; Viridiplantae; Streptophyta; Magnoliopsida; Rosales; Rosaceae
Product: histone-lysine N-methyltransferase ATX3
Exons: 23
Coding region: 435-3563 (1042 amino acids)
Biological process (GO): regulation of transcription by RNA polymerase II
Molecular function (GO): protein binding
Source: RefSeq, a predicted model, not a curated record
UUGGAUUUGGGCAAAAUAGAAUUCUCUCUCUUUCUCCCUGUGACAAACGCAGCCCAGAUAGAAAACCCUGAGAUUUUUUUUUUUUUUUUUUUUUGAAUUUCCGUUGGAGAUUCGUAGCCGAUUUUAUAAUAAGCGACGACUCUGAGGUCGGAAUUUCGAGUUCGUUUUCGGAGUCGGAGCUUUUGGUUAUCGGAGGAACGGAAAGUCGGAGUUUGAAUCGGCGGUUUUUGGUUUCGUUUGCAUCGGUUUAGGGUUUCCGAAUCCGAAUUUGGGGCUCUACGGUCAUUUCCGGGGGGUCUUGUUGUGUUUCCGGCGACGGUUACUGAAUUCGGAAGCGUUUUUUUUUUUGGAUUCGAUUGAGGAGGUUUUGCGUGGGAGGUUUGGUUUGGGGUUCAAUGUGAAAUUAGGGUUCGUUGAAAUUGGGAGGUUGGAAUAUGAUAAUUAAGCGGCCGUCGAGAUUUGAAAUGCCGAAUUUGAAACGGUGUAAGCUGGAGGAGGCGGAAGCUAAAGCCUAUGCGUAUUCGGCGAAUCCGAAGAGGCGGAAAGCGAAUGGGUACUGCUCAGUUGGCAAUGGCGAGGGGGAGGAUUUGAGCAGCGGCUCCGGUUCGUCGGGAUACGACGAGUCGUUUUCGGCUGCGGUCGAGGUGGUGGAGUCGAAUUUGCAGCGGUUGAGUAAGCGGCGAGAAAUGAAUCGGAGGUCCGAGAAGUUGAGGAGGUCAGCUCGAGGACGGCCGCAAGUGCCGUCUUCGAGGUUUAACGGUUCAGGUGAGAAAAAGCAAGCGAAAUAUGUAGAUACAUAUACGGUUUUUGAAGAAGAAGAAUGUGAUGUUUUAGCAGCGGAGGACAGAGAAGGGAUUGAGAAAUUGGGUUUUGUUAAAAAGCGUAAGGAGGAUAUCAAUGGGUUUAAGAAGUUUAAGAAGUUCCAAUAUUGUGGGAAGGUAGAGCAAGAAGAAGUGGAUUAUUAUGAUGAUAUUGGUUACAGACAGUAUAUGGGUUUGAAAAAUUCGAUAGCCUCGAAACAGGGGAGAAAUUCUUUGCCAGAGGAAAGAAGUGAGGAAUAUGGAGCUGGGCUUAGUUUCGGCGGCAAGGAGAAAGUUAGCAAACCCGAUUGUGCAAAGAAGAAAGAAGUGUAUAAGCCGCAGGACUUUGCUUUGGGUGAUAUUGUUUGGGCUAAGUGUGGGAGGAGCUACCCAGUUUGGCCGGCGGUGGUUAUCGACCCCAUAUUGCAAGCUCCAGAAGCAGUGUUGAGCUGCUGUAUUCCUAACGCUAUCUGUGUCAUGUUCUUUGGGUUCUCAAAGAAUGGAACACAAAGGGAUUAUGGGUGGGUGAAGCAGGGAAUGAUAUAUCCGUUCAAGCAGUUCCUUGAGAGAUUUCGAGGACAGACCCAGUUGUACAGGAGUAAACCAAGCGAGCUCCAGAUGGCAAUAGAGGAGGCGGUGUUAGCAGAAAAUGGCUUUAUUUACGCAGCUUGUAAAACUACUGAUUCAGAGGCAAAUGCCCCUGAAAUCCAAGAGGCCACAGAUUUUUAUCAAGAUCAGGCAUAUUACAGUCAGAAUCUGAAUCAGGCAACAUAUCAGAAGGACACAAGACCUUGUGAUUGCUGUGGUUUGAUCACUCCAUCUAAAGCUAUGAAAAAAGUGAAGGGCUCAGGUUCUGAAACCCAAGUUUUAUGUAAACAUUGUGCCAAGUUGAAAAAAUCAAGACAAUAUUGUGGCAUAUGUAAGAAGAUAUGGCACCAUUCAGAUGGUGGAGAUUGGGUAUGCUGUGAUGGCUGUAAUGUUUGGGUGCAUGCUGAGUGUGACAAAAUUUCCAGUAAAGUUUUCAAGGACCCAGAGCACAUUGAUUACUAUUGUCCUGAUUGCAAAAAUAAGGCCAAAGGUGAAAUGUUAGAUGAGUUACAGUGUCAGCGAAAACACAGUUCUGGCCGGAAAUCUGUGACUGGCGUAACUGUGUCUGAGGUAACUGUGGUUUGUAAUGGCAUGGAAGGAACUUAUGUACCAAACCUUCAUAUGGUUGCUUGUAAGUGUGGACCCUGUGAUAAGUCAAAGAUGCAGAGCCUUGGUGAAUGGGAAAGGCACACAGGUUGUAGAGCAAAAAAAUGGAAGCAUAGUGUGAAAGUGAAGGCCACAAUGCUAACACUGGAACAAUGGAUUGCAGAGUAUAAUGAACAUGGCUUACAGCCUCUCAAAUUAGAUAAGCAGCGACUACUUGAUUCCUUACAAGAAAAGUAUGAGCCAGUUAAUGCAAAGUGGACAAGUGAAAGAUGUGCAGUUUGUAGAUGGGUUGAAGAUUGGGAAGAUAACAAAAUGAUCAUAUGCAACAGGUGUCAAAUAGCUGUGCACCAAGAAUGCUAUGGUGCAAAAGAUGUCCAGGAUUUUACUUCAUGGGUUUGUAGAGCAUGUGAAACACCUGAUGUCAUUAAAGAAUGUUGUCUCUGUCCUGUAAAAGGAGGUGCUUUGAAGCCCACUGAUGUUGACACCUUGUGGGUUCAUGUCUCUUGUGCUUGGUUUCGUCCCGAAGUAGGUUUCUUGAAUCAUGAGAAGAUGGAACCUGCUGUUGGAAUCCUUAGAAUCCCACCCACUACUUUUAUGAAGCGUUGCGUAAUUUGUACGCAGACUCAUGGUUCCUGCACCACAUGUUGCAAAUGUGCCACUCAUUUUCAUGCAACCUGUGCAUCAAGAGCAGGCUACAACAUGGAAUUGCACUGCCAAGAGAAGAAUGGGAAACAAGUAACAACGAAGAUGAUAUAUUGUGCUGUGCACAGGACCCCUAAUCCAGAUGCUGUUGUCGUUGUUCGUACUCCUUCGGGGGUUUUUGCUGCCAGAAGCUUGCUUCAAAACGAGAAAGGGUUCUUCAGGGGUUCGAGGGUGGUCUCAUCAAAGAGGACUGAAGUUCCAGAACCUUCAACCUCAGAGUCUGAUGAGUUAGAACCACUCUCUGCUGCAAGAUGCCGUGCUAUUAAAAGAUCAAAUUUUAAGGGAGGUGAGCGGCUACCAAUUUUUCAUCGACCAAGGGGACCAACACAUCAUUCAUUAGACUCAGUGAAUAGCUUGAGCACAUUUAUAGAAGUAGAAGAUUCUAAAAUUUUUUCUUCCUUCAAGGAUCGGCUUUACCACUUGCAGAAAACUGAAAAUCACCGGGUUUGUUUUGGUAAAUCUGGAAUACAUGGAUGGGGACUAUUUGCACGUAGGAAUAUUCAAGAAGGAGAAAUGGUUGUUGAGUAUCGUGGUGAGCGGGUAAGACGUAGUGUUGCAGAUCUUAGGGAAGCACGGUACAGGCUACAAGGCAAAGAUUGCUAUCUUUUCAAGAUCAGCGAGGAAGUAGUAAUUGAUGCUACAUAUAGAGGAAAUAUAGCACGGUUAAUUAACCAUUCGUGCACGCCCAAUUGCUAUUCAAGGAUCAUGAGUGUGGGUGAGGAGAACCGAAUAGUUCUCAUUGCCAAGACUAGUGUUUCGGCCGGUGAAGAACUAACGUACGAUUACUUGUUUGAGCCGGAUGAAUGUGACGAGGUGAGAGUUCCCUGUCUAUGUAAAGCUCCCAACUGUAGGAAAUUCUUGUGUUAGUUCACAGUUCACAGUUCACAGUUCAUACAUUUUUUGGUGCUCCCAUAUCAUCUCUGCACAGAACUCUGACCACUUCUAACCAUUGAGGAAACCCGUUCCCCCUGUUACAGAAAAGAAAGGAAAACUUUUCUCCUUGAGCUUGUAAUUCUUUUCAAUUUAUCUAGGGCAAUUCGUGUUGUAACCAUAUUAGAAUAAAAUGUAAUAUCAUUAUCACCUAGCUAUUUGGCUGGUGGCCUUUUUGCUUUUGUUUCUCUGUAAGUAAAAGAAUUUGACAGAUUGUUUUAUAAUCUCCAUACUGUAAUUGUAAUUGUUCCCAAGCCAAUUGAUCUACUAAUUUCAGUUUGUACAUA